Copidosoma floridanum is the source of this 2161-nucleotide messenger RNA. RefSeq lists its product as uncharacterized. Lineage: Eukaryota; Metazoa; Arthropoda; Insecta; Hymenoptera; Encyrtidae. Gene Ontology annotation, molecular function: nucleic acid binding; zinc ion binding. The record is from RefSeq and is a predicted model, not a curated record.
CUUUAAUUCAUUCAUCACCUCAAUUCAUCAUAAAGGGCAGAAGAGAAGAGUUUGAAGUUUGAAGUUUGGCUAUGGUUUACGAACCAACUGGACCGAAGCAAAUUGAACCAAAAGUGAUGCACACAUAAACGGGAUAAACCUGUUGUGUCUCAAUGGGUUUUGAGUUUUAAGAGAGACUAAGUACUGUAUACAUGUUGCAUUUUGUAUUGCUAUCAACUAUACUUAAACUUAAGUAAAGCUUGUCUUUAUCAUUGUCUGUCCUCCUUUGUAAAGUCCGUUCGUGUGCUUUUAUCUGGUCAUCUGGUGCUCAUGGUCGGCAUAACCUCUCUCCAAUAUGAUUUAAAGCUUUGUUCAAAAGUUGUUUUUUUUCACCCUCUGAAGUGAAUUGGUAGGAGCCGGAAAAAUUCAGUCUCAUAAUUUUCAGCACGGGACCUGCUGAUAAAAAAAAAAAAAAAUAAAAUAAAAGAAAUGGCUAGCCAUCGACCAGGGUCGAUUCACACUAGUGGCCGAAUUGGCCGUCCGUUCCGGGUAGAGUACAUCAACCGGUCUGGGGAACAAGUGAAUCCGCACACGGGCAAGCCAUACGCUCGUCCCAAUGGCAUUCAAAGCACAUCAGCCAAAAUCCGUGGCGUGAAGAAGAGCCUACCAAUAAAGCGAUCAGGAGUCUUGUUUGGCCGCCUAAAGUUGAUCCCGACGGACGCUAAUCUCGAUCCACCGCCGCGCGCCUGCUUCAACUGCUGGCAGCCAGGUCACAGGAGAUCCAAAUGUACCAGGCCAGUGCUCACCCGCUUCUGCAACAACUGCGGUCGCAGGAACGAGGACGUGCGUACCUGCCCGCGAUGUGCCGAUGCUCACAAGCUUUGGCUCGAGGUACAACGGGCAAAGGAACGCGGUGAAAAAAUCAACGAGCGGCUCUUGCUACCUACCAUUGAAAAUGAUGAUUACGACGUCGAGGAUGAUGACAAUAAUGUCAUGGCAGAAGAGGUGGAAGAAAUCAAUGAUCCCGACGCUAUUCUACAGGAACUCAUUUACCAGGAUCAGAGGACCCGCGAGCUCCUCGAAUACGAAGAAAGAAAGAGAGAACAGCGCGAGGCUCUCAAUGCCAUUUAUAGGAAUAGCAAGCGGCUCAGCGAAAAAGGUGCUGUAGCUGCUAGAUCGCCGUCUUACGUCAACGCACUUGUUUACAAAAAAAUACCCUCUUCAUCUGUUGCUGCGUACGUAAAUGAAGUGGACAAUGAAUAUCAGCUCCUCGAGCACGAUCCAUUGAUAGAUGGUGAUGUUCACGAUAACAAGCGUGGGUCGUCUUUUCUUGAUCAGCGCAAUCCUUCGCCGCAGGAACGCCAUAUUGGCAUGGCUGUUUUCAAUGAGCGUGAGGUGGUGAGCCCGACGCGUUAUUUAGGAUAUGCUGACCACGUCCUCAACAGGAAGGAAGAGAGAGCCGAAACCCCGGAGCCAGCGAGGACGGACGGCAACUGGCGCCAAGUCAUGGCUGACGCAAGUUUGGUAUCACCCGAUUCUGAUCCUGUGCAAGACAUCUUGCUGCUGGCCAAGACUAUUUCGCAUCUAUCGCCAGAGACGCAAGAUCUUGUCAUGCGUCAGGUGAUUGCCGAAAGGCAGGAACAGACGAAACGCAGGGCAGUUACUCAGGACAGACCAGGAAGUCGCUAUAUCGAGACAGUCAGGUUUUGACCAGUUUUUUUUUCAAAAAAGUAAAACUUUUUUUUUAUUUGGAAUCCAAGGAAGAGAGUGUGCAGUAGUUUAAGGUGUGUAAUAAAAGCAAGACUGAAUUUGCUUUUUAUAUAAGAUUAAAAUUACUACUAUUACUGUGACUUGUAGAUGUAUUUAAACAGAGGGUGUAUACAUACCUUUUCCAUAGCCAAGUAGUACCUUUUUUCUUUUUUAGAUUAACGAUAAAUCAUCUAUUUCUAUGAACCAUAUAAAUACCACCUAAAUUGAAAAUUGCUGAUUACAUUUAUUUGAAAAUAAACAUUCGAGCAACGCCUUUAAAUUCUCAUCCAUCAUCCUAAUUAUAUUACAGUUAAAUAUAUGUCUGUUUGCAUGAGGCUUAUAUAAGUUUAAAUUUAAAAUCUAGUGGUACUGGGUUCAAUCAAAAAAGGCUUGGAUACACUGAAUACAUGAAUAAAUAAAUUUUUUUGUAUUA